CCUGUCCAUUUGCCUGAGUGUUUUUUUAAAUCUCAGCUGAAGACUUGGAAUAAACAGUAUGGAGUGUAAGCAGCAGUUGAAAUGGUUAAUGCUUGCAAUGAUAUGUCCUUUUAUCGCAGGUGCUCUGUCCUCCAUGUCCAAAAGAGACAUUUCAUGCCCCAAAGAGAAUCUAGGCAUUACUGGAGGGACCUUUGUUCUUUCUAACAGCUAUUCGCAUGGAAGUCUGCUAAAAUACAGCUGUCCGAGUGGAUAUUACCCAUCAGUUCAGUCACGUCUUUGUGAAUAUGGACGCUGGACCUCAAAGACCAAAAUCAGAAAAACCCCAGAGUGCAAAAAGAUCACAUGUCCCAAUCCUCGUGUUUUUGAGAAUGGAGAGAUGAUUCCAUAUAAAGCCAAGUACUAUGUAAAUGAUACAACCACGUACUCAUGUCAUUCUGAUUAUACGUUCCGUGGCUCAGCGGUCCGUGUUUGCAAGCCUAAUGGGAAGUGGAGUGGAAGCACACCAAUUUGUGGACGUGACUCUGAUCACUGUCCUGAUCCUGGUGUUCCUCCUGGUAGCAGUCGAGCAGGGAACAUGUUUAACAUAGACGACAAAGUCACGUACCGUUGCGAGAGUCCAUUGACCUUGAUUGGUUCUAAAGUGCGAGUGUGUCUGGAUGGUGGCCAGUGGUCAGGAACAGAGCCACAGUGUUACGCUGGUUUCACAUACGACACCCCAGAGGAAGCAUCAGAAGCUUUCAGCAGUUCUCUAAAGUCAAAUCUAGCGGUUUCUCAACAGCAUGAAAAUGAAGAGCAGCAGGGGAAGAAAAUAAGAAUGGUUCAAGGUGGAAAACUUGAUAUUUACAUUGCUGUGGAUGCAUCUGACAGCAUAACACAAAAAGGUUUUGAAAAUACAACAACCACCAUUAAAAUGCUUAUAAAAAAGAUUAGUUAUUACCCAGUCUCCCCAAACUAUGAGAUCCUGAUGUUUGCUACAGAUGUUGCACAGAUAGUCUCUAUGAGGAACUUCAAAUAUGGUGAAAAUGCAAGAAACCUUACAAAGGUUUUUGAAGAUCUGGACAAUUUUACUUUUGACAAGAGAGGUGAAAAAACAGGUACUAAUAUCGCCAAAGCCUAUUCAACUAUUUUAGAGAGCAUGCAAAUAGAGGAGCUCAACAAUGCAACGACCUUCAGUGAGACCCAACACAUCAUCAUAUUGUUCAGUGAUGGUCACGCAAACAUGGGGGGGAAUCCCAAACCUAAAGUGGAUCAGAUCAAACACCUUGUCGCUAAAAAUGAUCCAACGCGAGAGAAGAAUCUUGAUCUUUAUGUAUUUGGAGUUGGAGAUGACGUGAAUCAAGAAGACAUAAAUGGCUUAGUGUCACAGAGGGACCAAGAAAAAUAUUUCUUUAAGCUUCAAGACUUGGCAAAGGUUCAGGAGAUGUUUGACGACAUGAUUGAUGAGAGCACCAGUGUAGGAUUGUGUGGGAUUGUGUGGGAAGGCUUGGAAAAUAAACGCCGUGCAGCAUUUCCCUGGUUGGCACAGAUUACUGGGGGUACUUUAAAUUGCAUGGGGUCAUUAGUUUCCUCAAGUUACAUCUUGACAGCGGCUCACUGCUUCAAAGAGGGAACCCCACCUAGUACGAUAACAGUGAAACUGGAAAAAGGCCUGGUUGUAAAAGUGAAAAAUUACAUAAAUCAUCCUAACUAUAACCUCACCGCAAAACAGGAAAUGGGAAUAAAGGAAUAUUAUGAAUUUGAUGUAGCUCUUAUACAGCUGGAAGAAGCUGUUAAGAUGAAUUUUAAUCUACGACCGAUCUGUAUCCCAUGCACCAAAGAAACCAAUGCAGCUCUGAAACUUUCAGAAACUGAAGGGACGUGCAGAAGACAUGAGGAAAUACUAAUGAGCAACGAGCUUGUGGAAGCUGCUUUCGCAUCUGAGAUGGAGACUGACAAUAGUCCAAAAAUAAUAAAAAACAUCACAUUCAAGCUUGGAAAAUAUAGGGAUACUUGUGUUGAAGAUGCAAAACAAGCACAAGGAAUCGAUGUGAAAAAUGCCAGGGAAGCAGUUACAGACAAUUUUCUGUGCAGUGGUGGUACUGAACCAACAACAGAUGAUGUUGCCUGCAAAGGAGAUUCAGGUGGGGCCUCUUAUGUGAAUAAAAAAGGUCGAGUGAUUCAGGUUGGUGUCAUAAGCUGGGGAGUGAAGGACAUCUGCAAGAAUAAAAGGAGAUUCACUUCGGAUGCAAACUCCAGAGAUUACCAUUCAAAUCUUUUCAGUGAGAAGAUACGCUUAUUCCUUAAAGAACACCUAGAAAAUGACCGUAUAGGUCACCCUCUUACAUUCUUGUGAAUGUUUUAGCAGACUGAAACUGUGUGAGUGCAAGCUGAGAAAACACUGUUUUGUUUUCUGAUUAAUAUAUUCAAUUUUAAGCCAAAAAGCUGGUCUUUGUUAAAAAAAAAAUUAAUACAGUUUAUCAUCAAUUUAUUAUCAUUUAAUGUUAUGUCUUUGUUGGGGGACAGUCUGUAUAUCCAACCACUGGCAGGCAGAGGAGUUUCAUUAUUGUUGCAAUUUCACAACUUAUUUCCAUCUAUCUUGAGAAUGAUAAUAACAAGUAAUAAAAACAUAACAGUAUG
Molecule: messenger RNA, 2616 nt
Organism: Onychostoma macrolepis
Lineage: Eukaryota; Metazoa; Chordata; Actinopteri; Cypriniformes; Cyprinidae
Product: complement factor B-like
Exons: 18
Coding region: 59-2332 (757 amino acids)
Biological process (GO): complement activation; proteolysis
Cellular component (GO): extracellular region
Molecular function (GO): serine-type endopeptidase activity
Source: RefSeq, a predicted model, not a curated record